AUGUAUAAGACCAUCAACAAGGUGUUUCACAACCAUGGUGGCAAGAAGAAAACGAGAGGAGAGGCUUCGGACAGCAUCAAUCGCAGCCACAGCUCCGAGAAAUCUCAAAAUGCCGUUCCCUACGCCGGAACGCCAAUCCCACAACACGUGGCCGUGGCGGCGGCGCAGGACCUGCGGCCAGAUUCGCCGCUGCGCUUGGGCUCACCGUCGAUUGCGGCGAUUGGUGAGGCCACGCUUAAGAAGAUCGUGAAGCGUGCGUUCUACGGCGAGGGAUCAGGCGCGCCGUCGGGGAGGCUGAAGGAGGUCCCGACGGAGAUGCUGGCGUUCGAAAUCGGCAGCAUCAUGCGGCGCAUGCUCGAAAUAUACGACUCCAUGGCGGAGAAGAUGCUCUCGUCGCUGCGCUCCAACCUCCAGGUGACCCAAUUCUGCUCCCCUCUGCCAUCCAGCUGCCUCCUCUUCCUUCGUGCCUCCCUCCAUCGCCCCUUAAGUGCCGCUGACCGUACCUCCUCGCUCCCUACUCGUUGUCUGUGCCGCCUGCUCUGCUCCGCGUGUUUCGUCUCCGCCACUGCGAAGUGUCCAGGCGUCCCCAACCCACGCGUGCGCUGCUCUUUCCCGUCAUCCCCGCGCCCCUUUCCCCGUGUGUGGUGCGUGCAGGCACCGGGAGUGGUCACGCUCAUUUCCAAUGACCUUCGGGUGCUCUGGGGCCUCGCAGGGUACGAGAAGCACGAGGAGCUGCGCGUGGUGGCGGCGCGCGUGGCGGUGUUGGGGCGCAAGGGCGCGGACGUGCGGCUGCGGCGGCUGGAGCGCGUGUUGGCGCACCUGGAUUCGCCGGACGCCAACUACAAGGACUUCGCCGUCUCUUCCGCCGAGGGCGAGGUGCUCCUCAGGUUCAUGCGCGAGCAGGCGGAGGCGACCAACACGCUCAAGGCGGAGAUGGAAGCCAUUCAGCUGCUGCACUCCCGCAUACAGGAGUACGGGGAGUGGAACUCGCUGCAGGAGAUGGUGACGCAGGGCAAGCUGGUGGAGAAGCUGCAGGGCCACUGCCUCUGGGCCUACAACCUCGACUACCUCGUGCAGGUACGCCCUCCCCCUCCUGCAGGCGAAUUCCCGCCUCCAUCGUCUCGCGCUCGUGCCUUGUCACCCGCCUCUGAACGUGCCCACGUGCCCCCUUCCCCCCAUCCCCACCCUACCCAUGCGCGCGCGCAGCUGCUGGUGGUGGCGGCGUGCUACGUGCGCAAGAAGAUCUUCGCGUCGUUCGGCCACGGCAUGUGCCCCGCGCGCAUCCGCGACGCGUCCUUGGGGUCGGCGGGGUUGGCGCUGCACUACGCGAACGUGGUGGUGCUGCUGGAGCGCAUCAUCCAGCAGCCCGACGCCGUGCUCGGCCCCACGCGCGACGAGCUCUACGACAUGCUGCCGCGCUCCAUCCAGUACCUGCUGCGCGUGCAGCUGCAGGACCCCCUCAACUUCACCGCGGACGGCCGCGUGGAGGCGAACCUGAAGCGCGGGCUGCUGCUGCUGCCCACCAUGGCGCACAACACCAUCCACUGGCACUCGCUGCACACGCCCGGCGCCGCUCUUGACUUCGGCGAAAUGGUCUUCCAAGUGCAGACGUUCUACUACGCGAACGUGGCGGCGGUGAACGCGACGCUGGUGGACGUGCUGCUGGGGCUGUGCCGCAUCUGCGGCGUCGAGGCGCCCAUCGGCAGCAUCUCCCUGCACGCGCCCGCCACUGCCGACUACUCGCUCGCGCUCGCGCGCAGCCAGGAGGAGGACGAGCGCGGCUUCCGCCGGCAGUGGGGCAUGGAGGCGCGCGAGGAGGACUGGUUCGGCGGGCAGGUCUUCAAGGUCGCGGACGAGCGUAGGGGGCCGCGCAGGGACGCCGCGCAGGGGGGCGCGCAGCAGGGCGCGCACGCUGGGGGGUUUGUGGAGGGCGGGGGAUACGGGGGAGGCGGGUACGGUGGUGGGAGCGAGGGGCAGUUCAGCGGGGGCGAGUACGGCGAGCAAGGAGGGCAGUGGCAGGUGCAGGGCGGGGGGAUGGACGGCAGGGGGGACGGACGAGCAGCAGCGGCGGCAGGGAGCAUGGGAGGAGGGGCGUUUGCGCGGGUGCGGGUGGGGCAGGAGGAGGGGCGCGGGGCGUCGAUGGAUCGGCGCAGCGGCAGCUGGGUGUCGGACGCGUCCACCGACGACAACACCACCUUCGGCGCCUCCUCGCCCUCCCUCUCCCUCUCCGAGGCCGGCAGCGCCUCCAGCGCCAAGCCCACCCGCGGCCGCUCCUCUCGGCUGUCGCGCGACCCCUCGCUGUCCACGGACGGCCCCUCCACGCCCUCCAGCCUCGCCUCUGAUCGCGACGGCUAUGCUGCUGAGGCCCCGGGCGCAGGGGAUGGAGGGGCAGGGGGCAGGGGCGGGCAAGGUGCAGCUGCCCCGCCGUCUGGGAGGAAAGCGAGCCGCACGUCCAGCCGCAAGGGCAGCAGCGGCAGCAAUAACGGCUCCGACCGCCCCUCCACUCCGCCCAUGUUCUCCUCCCCUUUACGCUCCCCCUCCGCGGAUCUCCCCCCCACCACCCCCCCACACCACUCCCGGACACCCCAACGCUCGCCCAGACAAGGGACAGGAGGAGAUGGGGACGGGGGAGGGGGAGGGGGAGGUGGAGGGGAAGGGGGGGCGGGUUGGGGUGGGCACAGUGAGGGGCGCAAAAGUCGGAGCAAGAAAGGAGCAAGAGGGAGCAGUAGCAGCAGCAGUGGCGGCGGGGCGGAGGGUGGUUUCUUCAGCAGCAGCGGCAGCUUCAAGGACCACGGCUCAUCGCCAAUGCGCCCCUCAAACCUGUCGGUGCCGGCGUCCGUGUCAUCAUCGCCCUCACCCUCGUCCGUGCCGCGCCAGGUGAGCGCGGACGCGCUGUCGGUGGGGUCCAACGACAGCGACGGCCGCUGGUCCUCAUCGCUCUCGCGCCGCUCCUCACGCUGGGCGGGCGUCGUGGGCUUUGGCAAGUCCAAGUCGUCGCGCCUGCCCGAGGGGGCGCCGCCCAUGCCGCCACCACCCGCGGUGGUUGGGGGGGUGCAGGAGAGCGUGGCGGGCAGCAGCGUGGAGGAGGGAGGGGCGCUGGCGGUGGAGAAUCCGUAUGACGACCCGGCGUUUGCAGGGCUGGACACGCCGACGCUGCGCAAGGCCAUGCAGAGCGGCGGGCUGGUGGGGUGCUUCACGGGGGGCUCGAGCGUGGCGGACUCGGACUCGGAGGCGGAGAGCCUGUCGUCCGUCGGCAGCCACUCCUCCCGCCCCGCCUCCACCUCCUCGCGCUCCCGCCGCAGCAGCAGAGCACCCGAGGGGCCGGGCGACGGAGGGCAGGGGCAGGCAGGGCGCGGGCGAGUGAGGCGGUCCACGAGCAGGAGCAAGGGAGGCAGUGCGGUGGGGGCGGGGGCAGGCGAGGGCAGAGGUGUGGGUGGGAGUGCAGCAGCCAUGCAGCCGCGCACUCGACACUACUACUCGCAGCCACUGCCACCACGCGACCAGUGGAAGGAAGCAGCAAGAGAUGAAGCACAGUGA
Molecule: messenger RNA, 3537 nt
Organism: Closterium sp. Naga37s-1
Lineage: Eukaryota; Viridiplantae; Streptophyta; Zygnematophyceae; Desmidiales; Closteriaceae
Source: the annotation of a GenBank genome assembly